AUGCCAAGAACUGAUGACCUUGAGCUUGUGUUGAGCUCAAGGUCAACUGAGGAGCAACUGAUAUCUGAGGCCAAUGUGUUGAAUACUACAUCAUUUGAUCUACAUGAAUUGCUCAAUGGAUGUUCUCAGCUAGAGAGUCUGAGAUUGGCACUUGAUUUCUCAACUUUUGAUGACCCCAACUGUAAAAUCAGUAUGUAUGGUAGAUGUGCUGAUACAAGGUGUAGCCCCGGCGUCCUAUCCAGCAUCAUACUCUCAGGGAUACACUACAUUAGGCUCAGCUUCGAUCGGAGUGUCGCCGUACUCCUCGCAGCAGCAGCAGGAGCAGCUACCGCCGCCACAGUAGUGAAGCUCAUCAUGGUCGUGUAUGGCAAUGAUGAUACCACAGAUGGCCAGCUCAAACAACAAAUAAAAUUGUUGUCCAGUUAUUCUCUGAAGGCGCUCUGGUUCGCCAUGCCCAUGUUCUACGCGUCCCUGACCCAUCACUAUUCUACAUCAACAACAUUCAACGUCGAAGACACACUGUUCCUGGUUGCUAUCAUCGUGGAUGCAGCGCUCAUCCUGCUGCUGUCAAAAUGGGGCAACGCCUUGGUCUGCAUCUCAUGGCUCCUCCUAGAGCUGGCGACCUGCCUUCUCAUUCUCUCGUUCAACAAACACUACGCCUUCGCCAUCCUCGCCGCGCUACUCCUGGCCAUCGUCGUCGCCCUCCUCCAGCCAAAGCUGCAGCACGCGGCCGAUAGGCACGUGUUGCCAUUCUUCACACAGGACAUGAUCGGAGACGAUGAGGAGAGUCCACACCUGGGCCAUCUGCUGGACCUGUCACAGGGCAUCGCCAGUUUUGGCGGCCUCUUCACGGCGAUCGCCGGACGCUUCAUGGUAGGGCCUAUCAACGCGGCUGGUUUCUUCUUCUUCUGUGCGAUAGCUCUCGGGCUCUAUCUGUCCAUGGUGGUGACGGUGGGAGCUGUGACUCGACCCCACGCCAAGUGUCUGGCCAUUGUCGUCGUGGUCCUCGUCGUGCUCACGUUUAUCGCUGCCUCCAUCCCACUUGUUGGGCACUCGGGAAGCACGCCACAGGUUGUCACGUAG
This is a messenger RNA of Miscanthus lutarioriparius, 1083 nucleotides long. The record is from the annotation of a GenBank genome assembly. Lineage: Eukaryota; Viridiplantae; Streptophyta; Magnoliopsida; Poales; Poaceae.